UGUGUGGCAAUGAUGCAAUGGGGAACCCUCUGGACACAUACAGGUGGAUGGAUGUUAUUGUACAGGAGAUCCGCCUGACACCCGGAAACUGGGAGCCCAUAGACACAGCACAGGAGAUGACAAGAUCCCCCUUUAUGUGGGGCGCACACUGACACCCCAUUACCCAGGAUGAGAAGAAGACCCCCUGUGUGCAGCUCACACCCCCAACAACAUGACCCCCCCAGCCCUAUGGAUGACCCUUGUCCUGUACAUCACACUGGGGCCACAGUGUGAUGCCGGGGCCUCCGUCUCCCUCCCAGAAUCCCUCCUCUUCGUUUCCACGCUGGACGGGAGUUUGCACGCGGUCAGUAAGAAGACUGGAGAUGUGAUUUGGACUCUGAGAGAUGAUCCCGUCAUCCAAGUCCCACUCUAUGUCGCUGAACCCGCUUUCCUGCCGGACCCCAGCGAUGGAAGCCUGUACAUCCUGGGGGGAAGAAACAAGGAGGGACUCAUGAAAUUACCCUUCACCAUCCAGGAAUUGGUCCAGUCCUCUCCCUGCCGUAGCUCUGAUGGGAUCCUAUAUACAGGUAAGAAGCAGGAUUCCUGGUUUGUGUUAGAUCCGAAAUCUGGAGAGAAGCAGACCACUCUGUCCACAGAGUCAUCAGACGGAUUGUGUCCAUCGUCCCCUCUGCUGUAUAUUGGACGCACACAAUACAUGAUCACCAUGUAUGACACAAAGUCUCGGGAACUGCGCUGGAACGCCACCUUCCAUGACUACUCCGCUCCUCUCUGUGACGAGAGCUAUGAAUACAAGAUGGCUCACUUCGCCUCCACCGGUGACGGGUUAUUGGUCACGGCCGAAAGGAGUAGCGGGCAGGUGUUGUGGAUGCAUAAUUAUGGCUCGCCUGUGGUUGGGCUCUUUAUGUGGCACCAGGACAGUCUGAGACGGAUCCCUCAUCUCAACGUGGCCACAGAGACCUUACGCUACUUAAGAUUCAACUCUCAGGACAUCCGACUGAUCAAAUGGAUAUACCAGACUGUGCAGGAGCUGGGCAGCACCAAGACACAUCUACUGCCUUCACUGUAUGUCGGGAAGCAUGCCAGUGGAUUCUAUGCCUCCACCUCACUGAUCCACGAGGGAGUCUCAAUUGUGCCACGCGGAAUCACCUUGGCCCGGAUAGAAGGUCCCACCACCCAGGAUGUAACACUGAAGGAGUCAACUGAAUUUGAUGUGACACCCAGCACAGAUGUCAAAUACCCACAUGGUGGUGUGGUGUCUGCCAGCCAGUGGCUACUGAUAGGUCACCACGAGGUGCCGCAUGUUGUACAUACCACAAUGCUGCGUGCUUUUCCAGAGACUCUGCAGAGGGACACAGAGUCCAUCAUCCGAGGCCCAGCUCCAAGGACUUUGUUUGAUGAUUUUAGGACCCCACAGAAUCAAGGUGGGGUUCCCCAGGGUGACAAUGAAGGACGGUUGAAGACGGAGAGCAACAAAGAAGAAGGUGGAAUUGUGCUACCUGACUCGUCGAUCACAAAUCUGCUCAUCAUGGGAAUAGUGACACUUCUUCUGGGAGGAUGGGUGCUCUUUGGCCUUACCUACCCAAAGAUGCAGGAGCAACAGCGUCUGCAGCAACAACAAUUACAACAGCAACUCGAAGAGAAGCUACUGCGUCUCCAACAGCAGCAGAACAUGACCACUGAGGCUGAAGAGACCACAGUGCUGUCUGGAGAGCAGAGGACUGGCAGCGGUAAAAGACAGAGUGGAGACGUGCAACAGAGCCAAGCCAACGGAGCAAAACGUCUGAGCACAGAUGAUGGGGAGGUAGAAGGUCGAGAUGAGGAAGACAUACAAGUGGGGAAAAUCUCCUUUUCUUCCAAGGAAGUUUUGGGUCAUGGAGCAGGAGGAACGUUUGUGUUCAAGGGCAGAUUUGAUGACCGCGCUGUAGCUGUAAAGAGAAUUCUGCCAGAGAGUUUCAUGCUGGCCGAUCGAGAGGUUCAACUGCUGCGAGAAUCUGAUGAACAUCCAAACGUCAUCCGCUAUCACUGCACAGAGAGCGACAAGCUUUUCUAUUAUAUCGCCUUAGAGCUGUGUGCAGCCACUUUGCAAGAGUAUGUGGAGAACCCCGACUUCCAUUGCAAUGGCUUAGGUAAUGUGACCGUCCUGUUCCAGGCCAUGUCAGGAUUGGCUCAUUUACACUCUCUGAACAUUGUGCACAGAGAUCUGAAACCGUGCAAUAUCCUCAUCUCCCUGCCCAACGCCCAGGGCAGACAGAGAGCCGUCAUCUCGGACUUUGGCCUAUGCAAAAAGCUGGGAAUAGGGAGAAGUAGUUUCAGCCUGCGCUCUGGUAUCCCGGGCACUGAGGGCUGGAUCGCACCAGAGGUUCUACGCGAUGUGCGGACACAGAACCCGACAUCAGCGGUGGACAUAUUCUCGGCCGGUUGUGUAUUUUAUUACGUCCUGGCACAUGGGAAGCACCCGUUUGGUGACAGCCUCAGGAGACAAGGAAAUAUACUGAAUGGGUCAUACCAACUCCCACAUUUGGAGGAGGAGACGCAUGAAAAUGUAAUCGCACGGGAUCUCAUCGAGAAGAUGAUCAGCAACGACCCCCAGCUCCGACCUUCCGCUCCCUGUGUGCUGAGACAUCCAUUUUUCUGGUCCAGAGAGAAGCAGCUGCAGUUCUUUCAGGAUGUCAGCGAUCGCAUUGAGAAGGAGCCUCAGGACAGUCCAAUUGUUGUUAACCUGGAGUCCGGAGCUCGUUCUGUUGUUCGUGUCAACUGGCGGUUAUAUAUAUCACUUCCUUUACAGACAGACCUCAGAAAGUUCCGUUCCUACAAAGGGAAUUCUGUACGAGAUCUGUUAAGAGCUAUGAGAAAUAAGAAACAUCAUUAUCAUGAGCUGCCGCCAGAGGUCCAGGAGUCACUGGGCACCAUUCCUGACGAUUUUGUAUAUUAUUUUACCUCUCGGUUUCCACUUCUACUCCUUCACACACACCAGGCGCUGGAACUGUGCGCGGAAGAGAGACCUUUCCAGAACUAUUACCACCGCGAAUCGCGGCGCUGAGGAGGCCUCAGGCUGCCCAGAGAACACUUGUGUUGGUCAGCUGGACUCUCCUGUUUUUAUACAGUGAAUUGCACUGCCUCAUAGUAUUUGCACAGUAGUUUUUAUUUUUUCACUGUAUUUGCUUUUAUUUCAGCGGACUCCAAAAACAUUUCUCUUUUUUUUUUUAUAAUUUUACCUUUGUUCAUUUACCUUCCAGUCUGUUGAAUGGAGGUGAUUACUGGAAGCCGGACUUUGCAUUAAAGCCUCCAGUCUGCAUAGUGA
This is a messenger RNA of Rana temporaria (common frog), 3301 nucleotides long. It is a transcript of the gene ERN2, whose product is annotated as endoplasmic reticulum to nucleus signaling 2. Gene Ontology annotation, biological process: intrinsic apoptotic signaling pathway in response to endoplasmic reticulum stress; IRE1-mediated unfolded protein response; mRNA processing. The record is from RefSeq and is a predicted model, not a curated record. The transcript has 22 exons. Gene Ontology annotation, molecular function: RNA endonuclease activity; ATP binding; protein serine/threonine kinase activity. Lineage: Eukaryota; Metazoa; Chordata; Amphibia; Anura; Ranidae. Bases 212 to 3040 code for a protein of 942 amino acids. Gene Ontology annotation, cellular component: IRE1-TRAF2-ASK1 complex.